Messenger RNA from Symbiodinium necroappetens, 992 nucleotides. The record is from the annotation of a GenBank genome assembly. Lineage: Eukaryota; Dinophyceae; Suessiales; Symbiodiniaceae.
AUGGGGCCGCGCGUCUUUCCGGUGGGGCAGCAGCUUCAACGGCUGAACACGCUGAAGCCCACGGGCGACCUACUGCCGAAGAGGUUUCCCCGCUACACCUACGUCCAUCUUCUGGCCGAGGUGCUGAUUUUCAAGAUUGGCCUCUGUCUUGGUGCCGACCCCUUCGCCGAAGCAGUCGGCUCACAGCUCGGCCUCGCUGCCAAGACCAACCCAGAGCUCGCCUACGAGGCGCUGCCGCCGCAGGCACAAUUGGCUUGGGUUCCUGUUAAGGUGUUCGACAUCGAUGCCGAAGUCACCGGCGAGGCCGUGACAGAGAUCCGGCUGGAGGACCGGAGGGAAAACACAGGAUUAGAUGUGCGGCAUGUCGGGUUCCAAGUCGGCCACAGGCAGCCUACGCUUGAGGAUGGUGGCAGGACACCGCGCCAACCGGGCUCUUUCGUGUGGCUCCUGCAGCCUCGCUUGUUCCGGCGGCCGGUGUGGGAGAAGUGCUGGGCGGAAGUUCGUGCGCGGCACCUGGUGCUGCGGCAGAUCCAGGCUGGCGAUGCCCCAGAGACGGCUCUGCCUUUGCCGGGGUGUGAGGUCAUGCAGCUGACUUCGCUUCUUGCUUCGGAGGUGGCCACCUGGCUGGGAUCGGUCGGUGCCUUUGGCUUCGAGUUGGCCUGCGAGCCCUCCACCGACGGUGUGACAGGUGAGCGGAUAAUCGUUUGUGUGGAGACUGCCGAGGAGGCAGAGUCCUGGCAAACCCGCCUCAACCGCGAAGCUUCUCGACAAGGCGCUGGCUGGCUCUUCCGGACAGAUGUUCGGAGCCAUUCCCCUCCAGAGAAGUGCUGGGCGGUGGUGGAGGAGGAGACGAAACAACUUCAGUGCUUCGUGGAUCCCGUGGACUAUGCCAGUGGCAGGCCUCCAACGUCGACCUACCAUCUCCUUCGUCAGACCCUCACCUUCUUCGAGGCGUCCCCUGGUGCUCCAGAGGUGACGGCAGCUGCUGCCAG